This is a messenger RNA of Echinostoma caproni, 855 nucleotides long. Lineage: Eukaryota; Metazoa; Platyhelminthes; Trematoda; Plagiorchiida; Echinostomatidae. The record is from the annotation of a GenBank genome assembly.
UCCCGAUUGAUACGCUCCAAUGCUGCGGAGGCUCGUGAAUGUGGGAUGCUAUGUCCACCAAUUGUUCGACCUCCAGUUAACGUUCUGUUUUGCCUUCCCAUUGAUGUCGACUUGCAUGCAAUCGUUAUUAAGCCGUACAUCGGACGGCACAGAGUGACUGGUAUGAAGAUAUUCUUGCUGAGCGAUGCGCCAAACGAUGAUAAUCCGACAAAUGCUGUUGUUGAUCGAUUAUUACGUGAUUGGAAACAUUUUCGGCCCUUGGCCUCGGUCAAUUUGGAAAGCUAUCCGGCCCGAACAGUGGUCAUUGUGCGUUUACGUUCCGAAGCAGCGAUCCCUGCUGCUUCUUGUUCGCACUCGGCCAUGUGUUUAUACGAGAUAAAUAUCCCCGUGUACUCAAACGAUACUCCAUCGUCCGAACGCCUUUCACCCACUGUUACCAAUGGCUCCAGCAUAGUGGCACCGGAGCAAUUUGUGGACUUUCUUACUGGGGAACUAAUGCAAGAACCUAUCCGACUUCCUUCGGGUAACUACGUCGACCGGUCCAGUCUGAUUCAAUUCUGGAAUGAGCGGAAAGCUAGUAACGCUAGAUCUGCACCAGUUGAUCCGUUCACCAUGAUGCCGCUGGAUGAAACAAGAUUGACAUGUGACGUUCGAUUGAAGGCCACCAUUGAGGACUACAUCCGACGAUGGAAACGAAUGGAUCAGUUGUGUACAGAAUUAGAUCGCGACGAGCCAGCCAUACCCUUGCCUCAUACACUGUCGACAAAGGAUUACGGCUCAGAAGAAGACAGUAGUGAUGAAGGAAACAGAAUUUUGGAAAGGUAUCCGCAUUUGACCGAAUCCCAUCACCAGUAA